Messenger RNA from Physella acuta, 1527 nucleotides. RefSeq lists its product as uncharacterized. NCBI's taxonomy places the organism in Eukaryota, Metazoa, Mollusca, Gastropoda, Physidae. The record is from RefSeq and is a predicted model, not a curated record.
AUGUCUUCUGUUGCAGAGUGCGGCGAAUGUUUAAACUUGACAGAUUGCCGGAUGACGGAUGGGUUUUGUCUGAGUGCGUGUCAGCUCGGGUUCUACGGCACGCAGUGCGAGAAAAAAGACAGACCAGGUGUGAGUACAACCUCUGUGAUCUACACCCUGGCCACCCUCUACUACUUUGUCGUCGCCGCCGUCAUCGUGUACGCCGCCUACUGGCACAUCUACAAGCAGAGGGAGGGCGCCUCAGUGGUGGAGGAGGAGGCAGCGCAGCAGAUUCAUCGUAAGUCAAACCACAUGGAUGAAGAUUACUUCGAGAGUCGAGAGAGUUCUGUCGAUGAAGGCCACCCACACAUAAGGAAAUCCAAAAGAAAAGACAGGCAUCAUAGAGGACAUAAACGACGGAGUAAACAGCGACAUCACAGGGAUAACGACGGGAGCGAUGAAGAAGACUACGCCGGAAGUGACGUGGAUCACCCACCGAAAGCUCCGAGGCUUGACUUUACGGUAACGUUAACCAACAGACCUACGAACGUGGUCAGAACGACAAACAAAACUCGCCCGCUGGAAAUUAAGGACGUUAUAGAAAAUGAGCGACAACUAGUUUCGGUAGAACCUUCCCCCAAACAUUUGAAAAGAAAGCUAAGCGACAAGUCAAAAGGUAAGAUGACUAAAGGGAAGUAUUUCGACCACUACGCGGCGAAGAUGAAAACAAAAAAAUGGAAGCAGAAUGCGCUAUUCUGGAAGAAGAAGGCACAGUCGCUUGAGUCAUUGCAUAAGGAAUCGGACACAAAGAUCCAGGUUUCUACUGAAGAUGCUGCGUCACAAGACGCCGGGAGAGCCGCGUCGCGUCAGAAAGGCCAGGCGUCUGUCGCCAGUUCCAGAAGGACGUCAAUCAAAUCCGUGAAGACGUCAUCAGUCGUUGGUUCCGUUGCGUCAUCAAGACACGCGAGUCAUUCCCUUGUGUCUGGCGCGGAGUCAUCAGCCAGUGGGAUGUCGACACGGACAACGGAAAUUCAGAAACCGGACAACAACUUCAAGCAAACAUCCCGGAACGCGAAAGCGGGUGGUAAGCCAACCCUCAAAGAACUAGCGCGAGGGGCUAAUCCGGACAAAACCUCUAAACAAAAUCAACAACGGGACCCAAAAUCGGACAACACCUUUAAACAAUAUCAACAAUCCCGGGACCCAAAACUGGAAACCAGGCCUACCCCCAAUGAACCAUCCCGAAGCACAAAGCCAAGCAGUGCCUCUAAACUAACGGAACCCCCAAUACACGAGGAAACAUCCUCGGUCAGAUCGGUGGCGUCCAGUCGGCAUUCCAGGGCACCCAGCCAUAUUUCUGCAGCCAAAAGCCAGAACUCAACAUCCCAAGUAUCCAAUAAAACGGUCGAGUCAGCGACUAAGUGGUCAGAUGUACGGAGUGCGCAUGCGUCAUAUUCGCGCGAUUAUUUUUCUCCCGAUGUUAGUGUAUACUCGGUGCGGACAGAUCGGGAGAAAUCAGAAAGAAAGAAAUCCAAGGAUUCUUCUUGA